Cornus florida is the source of this 1161-nucleotide messenger RNA. RefSeq lists its product as uncharacterized. Bases 1 to 1161 code for a protein of 386 amino acids. The transcript is spliced from 2 exons. NCBI's taxonomy places the organism in Eukaryota, Viridiplantae, Streptophyta, Magnoliopsida, Cornales, Cornaceae. The record is from RefSeq and is a predicted model, not a curated record.
AUGGCUCUAAACACUGAGAAUAAUUCUUUGAUGUGCAAGUGCUUUCGUACGAGUCUGGCCGGACCAGCUCUGAAUUGGUUCAAGAACCUGCCGAGGGGUUUGGUGGAUAGUUUCCGAAGCCUGUGCGAUCGGUUCAUAAGCCAAUAUUAUGGAAACAAGCGUCCAGCGAAAGAUAUUUUGAGCUUAUUCACAAUGAAGCAACACGCUGAAGAGCGUCUCCAGGCUUUCCUAACCAGGUUUAACCUUACCAAGAGCAUGGUUAUUGAAUGUCACCCUUCAACGGCAGUUCAAGCAUUCAUACUGGCCAUGAAUCGUGGUACCCCAUUCCACACAAGCUUGGUGGUCAACACGCCGAGGACUAUGGAUGAACUUAAUGAAAGAGCCGAUGGAUUUAUGCGCUUGGAAGAAAAAGAGGCGGCAAACGCUCAGAAGACAUCCGUUAUAUCCACGGAAGAAAAGACCAAAGCAAAGAUCAGGCAAAAACAGGUCCAACCGCAACGCUCCUCGUGGAAAUCCGAGAAGAGGCCUAGAGAGGAAGAGCUGAUUACUCCAUUGAAAGUAGAGAUGCUGAUAGCCAGAGGGGAAUUCGCAAGCUAUAUUCAAAGACCAGCGGUGGAGCAGAACCGACCAAUGGAGCAUGUGAAGAAGAAUCAGAAGUCGAAUUCUCACAACACGCAACCAGUUCGAGUAAUUAAUGCAAUUCACGGUCGGCCAGAACCUGCUGAAGAAUCAGAUGAACUGCUUCGAACACGCCUUCGUCAAGCACGGAUGAAGAGAAGGAUAGGCAGUGUAAACACUCUGCACCAGCAGAGCGCAUCAACGCAGAUAAAGUUUGACGCAACAGACUUGUUGCGUGUUCAGAUCCCUCAUGAGGACCCGCUGGUCGUAAGUUUGACAGUGGCCAAAUGCUUGGUGCGCAGAGUUCUGAUUGACCCUGGAAGUAGUGCGAACAUCAUGCCAAGAGAUACAUUCAAUCGGCUCGAGAUCAACCAGGAUCAGCUGAAAUCCACCGGGAAUCCACUAUUAGGGUUUGAUGGAAAGCGAGUGGAGCCCGUCGGCACGGUGGAGGUAGCGGUACAUGCAGCCGAGAGGGUUUUAAUGGAAACUUUUGUAGUUGUUGAAAUUCAUCCCUCUUACAAUCUUCUGAUGGGCAGAGGGUAG